GUCAAGGUCAGUGGUCAUAUGGUACAAACACAGGAAGAGCAAAAAGAUGGAAUACUCGUCUGUCGGCGACGAAAGGUCCGACCCACUAUAUCAGUCAGAAGGGCCGCCGCCAUACGAGGAAGAGCUUCCCAGCCACACAUCUCCCGAAAAGCUGGAGACACGUUCGAUUUCAGGAACUCGGAUUUCAAAUGCUUCCAAAACAAUUCGCAUCAAGAAAUAUCUGUGUCCACAGAGAACAAUCGUCACUGAUCUGGAUCCCGGGGAGGUCAGGUGGUUUUAUAGGGAAAAGGGUGAUAAGAAAUGGACGCCUUUCACUGGCUACGACUCUCUGCGGAUUGAAUAUAAAUACCGUGCCUUGCUUGACAAUCUUCAUAAACCAAAGAGGAAAGUGACUGAAGACGGGAUCAAUGUAGAUCUGAUAUCUGUACGAGGAGCUUUGUAUGAGGUGGAUGUGGCGAGCAAGGAAUGCUAUCCUAUUUACUGGACAGGUGAACCUGCAGAGAUCCUGAGGGGUACCUGGUUCCAUGAGAGUUCCUGGCAGCCAUUAGAGGAAGGGUAUGCUGACCAGAUAGAGACAGAGCACCUGGCUAAAUUCAAGUCACAGAGUUUGGCUCAGAGUUCAUUCUAUAAUCCAAAAGGAGAAAAAAUGGUUGUCCACAACAUCAAGUUUAAAGAGUUCCAUAUGGACUGGUACAGCCCCCUGGAGGUGUACCUCUACAGUGAGGCCACAUCUUCACGAUUCUACAGAUCUGUCAGAGAGAAACUGGGCAUGCAAAAAAUUGGUUCCAAACUCCAUCGUGGCUAUUUUGAUGAAGCUGAAGGGACAGACAAGCCUCCAGACAUAACUCACUUAGUGUUUGUCAUCCAUGGAAUAGGACAGAAGAUGGACACAGGGAGCAUUGUGAAGUGUUGUGCAGAAUUGAGAGAAGUUGCUGGUAAAUUGAAAACCAGAUGGUUCCCUCAUAUUGAGGAAGACAGGCAACAGAGAGCAGAGUUUUUGCCAGUGGAAUGGAGAUCUUCACUGAAGUUAGAUGGAGAUAUAGUGGAGUCGAUCACUCCUCACAAAAUCAAAGGAUUGAGAACUAUUCUUAACAGCAGUGCCAUGGACAUCUUAUACUACACUAGCCCUCUCUACAGAUCAGAGAUUACACAAGGACUGCAGACAGAGUUAAACAGGUUGUACAGUAUGUUUACAGAUAGACAUCCAUACUUUGAGAGCACUGGAGGAAAAAUCUCUAUAGUAGCUCACUCAUUAGGCUGUGUGAUAAUGUAUGAUAUUAUAACAGGGUGGAAUCCUAUUCAGCUGUAUGACCAGUAUGUGACCAAUGUAAUAGAAGAGAAAUCCAUGGAAGCCAAUGGAGCCAGUCCUCUGAUCUCUCAGCUGGAGGAGGCCAGGAAGAAGGUGAAUUCACUUGAGUUACAGCUGAUCAGUCUCCAAAGUAAACAGAAUGUACAGACACCCACUCUCAAGUUUAGGCUGGAAAAUUUUUUCUGCGUUGGAUCUCCACUAGCCGUAUUUCUUGCGCUGAGAGGCAUGAGGCCCCAGGAAAAUGGCACCCAAGACCAUCUUCUGCCUAGAAGUCUGUGCAAGAGAGUUUUUAACCUGUUUCAUCCUGCUGAUCCAAUUGCCUAUAGGUUAGAGCCCCUAAUUCUGAAGCACUAUGCCACCAUCCUGCCACUACGUGUACACAAGCAUGAUGCACCAAAUAAAGUCCCAUAUGAAAACCUGAAGGCCAGAGCAUAUUCCAUUAUGAAAGACACAGGAAAAGACAUGCAACAGUUUAGUCAUCUCAGUAAAUCUGAAAGUAUCAGGGAAGAGAAGCAAGAAGAACUGAGACAGUUGGAAAUGAAGGAGCAGUCACAGGAAACCCCACAAGACGGAGGCCAGGAUGAGUUUGAUCAGCAGGACAAGAAACAAUCUAUUAAAGGCAAGCUGGGGAGCUGGUUGAGUGGCCUGAAUAAACAAGUGAAAGAGAAGGAUGCAUCAGACAGCUCUCUGAGACCACAGCUAGGACAGGAUGAAGAGGAGGAAGAAGAUGCAAGACAGCUACGUUUUGAUGGAGAGUUGUGUAACAUGACAGAGGAUUUGAGAAGGGAGAUGAGUAGUGAGAUGAAGAGAAGUGAGAGUGAAGAAAGCAAAGGAACUCUUAGUAUUGAUGAGGUUCUGAGAAAUAUGGAACACACAGAGCUGGAGUAUCGUCUGGAUUACAUGUUGAAGGAAGGAAAAAUGGAGAACCAAUACAUCAGUGCCAUCACGUCACACACGUCCUAUUGGUCCAAUCAGGAUGUGGCGUUAUUUGUCCUGACGCAUCUCUAUCCUGACACCAAACCAUCACCAUAUAAACUUAAGACAAAACACACCUGAUGUUGUUAUAUCACAACUCUAACCAGACACCAUACCAACUGAAGAAAACUUGUGGCUGGUGUUGUCAUGACAAUGAUGAUAUAAUGACCACUUCUGCUCCAUGGCAACUUGAAGUCUACUUUAACCUUCAUAUCUAAAUAGACUCUGCUUUAAGAUUUAAUUUAACCUGGAGCCAAGGGUUGACAAGGCAUGGUCAGUGGUCAAAUGGUCAGCUUCCUGGUGGUUUUCACGGUCAGCAGGUUUGAAGAAAAGAAGCAUAGAAAGGGCUAAUUUUUUUCCUGUUGAAUUGUGGUUUUGAUAUUCCUGUUUGCCAUCUCUGCAAACUCAGUGCUUUAAAAAUCUGAGGAAUGAAGUUUGUUAUUAUCCUAGUCUUUAAAUAAUUGCUCAAUUUUUUUUAAAAAGAAUUAAUUAAAUGGACAAUUCAGUGGUUGGAUGAUAGUAAUUUUUAUGUCUUGUAAAAUUGUGACCAAAAGUAAGAAGACAGGGUCACUGCAUAUGUUAUGAAACCCUUUGUUGUCAUUUAGUGGGAUCCUCUGGAUGCAGAUGUUUUUUUCAUUUUCCAACUUAAAAAAAAAAAAAAGAAUAAGAUUGGUCUUUGAUAGUUUGGGCAUAAAUUACAAGAUAUUUUUUCUGAGGAUUAAAGUGUUCGCCUCCAGUGGCAGAUUAGUUUAUAUACUGCCAUGUUUUUUAUAACCUGAACUGCAAAGUCUACUGAAGUCUAAGCUCUUGUAUCAUUGGAAUGACAAAUCGCCAUCAGAACCACAAUGAAAGUAAAUAAGGUCAUUAUAUCAUUAUUUCAGAUUAAAUAUUUUGUAUGUUUUCUGUGAGUAAGAGAAAGUGGUGUUAGGACAACCUUUACUUUUGGAAUACUUACCUGUAGUAUACCUCUCUCCAGCAUGGCCAUUUAUGAAGCUUGACACUUUGAUUUUAGUUUGGCAUCCAAAUUAUAACAUUCUAUUCAGAAAGUAUUUUGUUAUAUACCCAAAGUUAAGAUAUCAAAGUUAAAAUAGUGGCAUUGUUUCUGCCACUGAGCUUUCGCUGAUGGUAUCUCAGAUAUAUUAUAGUUGAUGUCAAUUUAAAGCUUAUGAUUAGUAUUUUGCUUAAUCAAUGUGCAGCUCUAUUUCUUAUGAUGCUAGUAUAUCAGGGCUUUUGGGUAAUAAAUUAUUACAAGUUAUAAUUUAUUGUACAAAUAUUCAGUCAGUGUAAUUAUCAUGUUACUGAGGUGUUUUUGCUAUCAGUUAUUAACAAAUGUGCAAAAAAUAAAAUAAUCACAGAAUAAGUGUUAUUCCCCUAGUUGGCAUAAAACAACUUAUCUAUGAAAAUGUGAGUAUAUAGGUCUUACAAAAGUGAAUGUAUGUUUUGUGAAACUACAGCAGGAUGGGGAGGGUCCUUAUAACUCCCCAACCAAGUAUGGAGUACAGUGCUGAGGGAUCUAGAUUUAAUUAUAGAAGGGUAGUAUCAAGCCUUGGAGUGUAAUGGGUCCAAGAUCAAGGGAAUGAACAUUUCUAAAAGCUAGACCUAAGAUAUCUGUUAUAAGACAGGGUUAAAACUGUUAUCUCAACAUUCCAUAAUUAUAAUAUAUCAUAGCAGUUUAUUUAUUGAUUUGUGCAAUUGUUGGUGCUGUUAAGAUGAAAAGGGCUUUAUAAGACUAAAGUAAUAAACCCUUGUAAACAAACUUUUUUUUGUAAUUUCAGACACAUAGUUUGUGAUUCCUUGGGCUUUAAGAACAAUUAUUAAGUGUCUAUUUUCAUUCAUGUUCAUAAAGAAUUUACAUCUUUUUACAUAUAGCUUACAGGCAAGCUUAAUAUGCCAUGUCGUAAAAGGCUGUUACAGCUUAUGAACCAAUCAGCUCAUCCCAGCUCAUCUGCACAUGCCAACUAAUAUUGUGAUAAAUGGGACAUUGAGCAUUUUUUUUCUCUAAUGUAUUUUUCUCAAAUUUAAGAAAGAAUAAAAAUCCAAGAGAAGUAAAGUUUGUAA
Molecule: messenger RNA, 4342 nt
Organism: Lingula anatina
Lineage: Eukaryota; Metazoa; Brachiopoda; Lingulata; Lingulida; Lingulidae
Product: phospholipase DDHD1
Cellular component (GO): cytoplasm
Molecular function (GO): metal ion binding; glycerophospholipase activity
Source: RefSeq, a predicted model, not a curated record